Amphiprion ocellaris (clown anemonefish) is the source of this 4585-nucleotide messenger RNA. RefSeq names its product glutamate receptor, metabotropic 8a (gene grm8a). Bases 903 to 3686 code for a protein of 927 amino acids. Gene Ontology annotation, biological process: regulation of synaptic transmission, glutamatergic; G protein-coupled glutamate receptor signaling pathway. The transcript is spliced from 15 exons. Gene Ontology annotation, molecular function: group III metabotropic glutamate receptor activity. NCBI's taxonomy places the organism in Eukaryota, Metazoa, Chordata, Actinopteri, Pomacentridae. The record is from RefSeq and is a predicted model, not a curated record. Gene Ontology annotation, cellular component: membrane.
CACAGCUUAUCAAAUUGUUAUUACACCGCAGAUGGGAUGCGGCUCAUUUAUUUAAUUCCAUUCACCACAAAGAGCUUUUGAUUUUAUUUUUUUACGCACAAAAAAAGGAGGGAAAAGGAACCAAUGGGUGCAGUAGAAAAAAAUGGAUUGAAGUUGAGGCAAUUAAGAGUGAUUCCGAUGACUUAUUAAUGUGUAACCAAAAAGCUCCUCUGUUUGUGGGAGAGAAUCGAUCCCAUUGAUUGGUAAUAAACUUGACUGACUGGAGGGGAGGACGACAGUGGCGCAAUUAGGCGAUGGUUUGGUGCAGGCGGUUGGAGCUGUGAGAUACGUUUGGUUCAUGUGGAGCGUUUUGGGUUUGGAGUCGGUGUUUUUUUUUCCUAGCACCGAGGAUCCGGAUACAGAGAAAGAGAGAGGAGAGAAGCUGUGCGCGCAUCCGUGGGGUUUAUGCGCAAAGUGCGUAAAGCUGAGAGAAGACUAUGGAUGAAAAUCAGGAUAUUUAGGAGAGAAGGGGCGUGAAACUGCUGAGCUCCGCAAGGAAGUUGCCUGAGGCGGACAGGGACCCCGAGGAGUCUGCGGGGGAGGCUGGAGCUUCUCCCUCCGCACACUGCCGGAUCAAUUUCACGUUUCUGAGGCUCUCCUGAAGAUGUGACUAGCAGAUUACAUGCUCCACUCCCGAACUAGACUUCUACAACAUCACUGCCACAUUUCUACGCUAUUUUUCCCCCAGUUUUUUCGGACUCUCUCUUCUGGAUUAUGAUUCGCUCAUGGGGCUCGGCUAGUUCCACCCCUGGGGUCCUUCACCCCUCCUUCGUUGUCCAGUAGGACGGCCUAAAUUUCAAUCUUUUGACUUUGGAAUACCUGCCCGAGCUUCGUCUACGGUCACCUUAGGGUCUUGUUUGUCAAUGAUCAUGGAGCCACAGUGGAACCUAGCUGCCUACCACCGGUGUCCCUCCGUCAUCUUCCUCCUGGUGGCCACUUCCUACACUUGGCUCCUUCCCGUCACCUCCCCCCAGCGGAUCCCCACCGACCCCCAGGCGGCUCCGGAGUACGCUCACUCCAUCCGGCUGGACGGCGACAUCAUCCUCGGCGGAUUAUUCCCGGUGCACUCGAGGGGGGACCGCGGCACGCCAUGCGGCGAGCUGAAAAAGGAGAAGGGCAUCCAUCGCUUGGAGGCCAUGAUGUUCGCCAUCGACCUGAUUAACAAGGACCCCGAACUGCUGCCCAACAUCACGCUGGGGGCCCGGAUCUUGGAUACCUGCUCCAGGGACACGUACGCUCUGGAGCAGUCCCUCACGUUCGUGCAGGCCUUAAUCGAGAGGGACGGCUCGGACGUCCGCUGCGCUAACGGGGACCCUCCGAUCUUCACCAAGCCGGAUAAAAUCGUAGGGGUGAUCGGAGCCGCCGCCAGCUCAGUGUCCAUCAUGGUGGCCAACAUCCUGCGCCUGUUUAAGAUCCCCCAGAUCAGCUACGCCUCCACAGCCCCUGAACUCAGCGACAACACUCGUUACGACUUCUUUUCCCGCGUGGUACCACCGGACUCCUACCAGGCCCAGGCCAUGAUGGACAUCGUCACGGCGAUGGAGUGGAACUACGUGUCCACGCUCGCCUCCGAGGGCAACUACGGCGAGAGCGGCGUCGAGGCCUUCAUCCAGAUUUCCAGAGAAACUGGUGGUGUGUGCAUCGCCCAGUCUUUGAAGAUCCCAAGGGAACCCAGGCCAGGGGAGUUUGACAAGAUCAUCAGACGCCUGCUGGAGACCUCCAAUGCCAGGGCCAUCAUCAUGUUCGCUAAUGAGGACGACAUACGACGAGUUCUGGAUGCAGCUAAAAGAAACAACCAGACCGGCCACUUCCUGUGGGUGGGUUCAGACAGCUGGGGGUCCAAGAUCUCCCCUGUGAUUGGCCAGGAGAGAGUGGCCGAGGGAGCCAUUACAAUUCUUCCCAAACGAGCAUCUGUGGACGCAUUCGACCGGUACUUCCGAAGUCGCUCGCUGUCCAACAACAGAAGAAAUGUUUGGUUCGCCGAAUUCUGGGAGGAAAACUUCAACUGUAAGCUGGGGAUGCACGGUAAACGGCCCGGUAGCCUGAAAAAAUGCACAGGUUUGGAAAAAGUUGGCCGUGAUUCCAGCUAUGAACAGGAGGGGAAGGUUCAGUUUGUGAUGGAUGCCGUUUAUGCUAUGGCCCACGCUCUGCACCGGAUGCACCGCGAGCUCUGCUACGGAUACCCAGGACUCUGCCCACGGAUGGCCAACAUUGACGGCAAAGAGCUGCUGAGCCACAUUCGUGCUGUCAGCUUCAAUGGAAGUGCCGGAACGCCGGUGGUUUUCAAUGAGAAUGGAGACGCUCCGGGAAGAUACGAUAUCUUCCAGUACCAGAUCACCAACAGAUCUACUGCUGAGUACAGAGUCAUCGGCUCCUGGACCAAUAAACUACACCUCAAAGUGGAGGCCAUGCGUUGGAGGACGGGGGACCCUUCUCUCCCGGCGUCUGUAUGCAGCAUCCCAUGCCGUGCAGGCGAAAGGAAGAAAGUGGUGAAAGGUGUGCCGUGCUGCUGGCACUGCGAACGCUGCGAGGGAUACCACUAUCAGGCUUCAGAGUUCACCUGUGAGCUGUGUCCAUAUGAGAUGCGACCCGAUUCCAACCGGACCGGCUGUGUUCCCAUCCCCAUCAUCAAGCUGGAGUGGCACUCCCCCUGGGCCAUCUUCCCCGUCUUCAUCUCCAUGUUGGGCAUCAUAGCCACCUCUUUUGUCAUCGUCACGUUUGUGCGGUACAACGACACGCCCAUCGUACGGGCGUCUGGACGCGAGAUGAGCUACGUACUGCUAACGGGAAUCUUCCUAUGCUACGCCAUCACGUUCCUGAUGAUCGCGACACCAGAUGUGGGCGUUUGUUCGUUCAGGCGGAUUUUCUUAGGCUUGGGGAUGUGCUUCAGCUAUGCUGCUCUGCUCACCAAGACCAACAGGAUACAUCGCAUCUUUGAACAAGGGAAGAAGUCUGUAACAGCACCCAGGUUCAUCUCUCCUGCCUCCCAGCUCGUCAUCACCUUCUCCCUGAUCUCCGUUCAGCUGUUGGGUGUCUUCGUCUGGUUCGCCGUGGAUCCUCCCCACACCGUCGUGGACUACGGCGAGCAGCGGACCCAGGAUCCCAUGUCGGCGCGUGGAGUCCUCAAGUGCGACAUCUCGGACCUGUCCCUUAUCUGCUCCCUGGGUUACUCCAUCCUGCUGAUGGUGACAUGCACGGUCUACGCCAUCAAGACGCGAGGAGUGCCGGAAACCUUCAACGAAGCCAAGCCCAUCGGAUUUACCAUGUACACCACCUGCAUCAUCUGGCUGGCGUUCAUACCCAUCUUCUUUGGCACGUCGCAGUCGGCAGAAAGGAUGUAUAUCCAAACUACCACCCUGACCAUCUCUCUCAGCCUGUCUGCCUCGGUGUCUCUGGGGAUGCUCUACAUGCCCAAGGUCUACAUCAUCCUCUUCCACCCCGAGCAGAACGUACCCAAACGGAAACGCAGCUUCAAGGCAAUUGUGACAGCAGCCACCAUGUCAGGAAAACUGACCCAGAAGGGAGGAGACCGACCAAACGGAGAGGUUAAGACCGAACUAUGUGAGAGCAUGGAGACCAACAGUGAGGCGCUGCCAUCUUGGAAUACGACGGCCGGUGACGUCACUGGAUUCGUUAGCUUAGCUUAGGUUUAGAGACAAGACAGUGAAAGUCAGACUGUGGACAGUAGAGACGGUGCAAGAUGGAGACUGAGGAACCUCAGAUCAUCAGAAGACAAAAAGGAGGCCUUGACUUUCAUAGAGUUAAAGCCAUGAAACAGACUGCUUUCACAAACUACAGUUAAAAGCGAAAGCUAAAAUGCGCUGGCUAGCGGCACUCGAGAAAGAUCGUCUGAUAGCAGUCUGACUCCAGGAUUUGGAGUGAACACUUUUUGGAGGAAGAUUUCAUUCAGAAGAAAGGUGGUGGAGUCCAACAGCGGAGCAACAGACUAAAGCCUGACGCUGUCCCAUCUGUGUUUAACCCUUUGAUGCACAGCAUGGCUCAAAAGUGACCCAUAUCCAAUGGAAAAUGGGUACCUCUUCACAAGCUAUAACAUUGAUCUACUGACCAACAUACUCUGAGAACAGCCAUACAGCGGCAUGAGUUCGCUACAGGAAAACGGUGCUAAACAACAAACAAAAAGAGCUGCAUUUACUGUCACACACAUGUAGCUGUUUGAUGAGAACGUCGUCACUGACGGCAAUAAAGUUCAACACAACGCCUCCAAAUGUCUCUGACUGAACACUCUGAACACCUUUUGUCCUCCAGGAAAAAGAUUUCCAUCACAUCUUUGCAGCAUCGGAGUUAUCAGAUGGGAGCAUAGCUAGACAAUGUAGCAGCCAAAAUGAUUGCCAUGAAUAAAAAAUGAACUGCAAUCACUUUAAACACCCGCCAUCAAAGUAUUCUAAACUCAAUCACUUCAUACCAUAGACCAGCAUCUCCAACCUUUGUUGAACCAAGCAAGACAGUUUUCUACAGACCAAUCGUUGCGCACAAAACAAAUAAUAAUCUUUUUUUGUCAUUAUUAUUUUUUUUAAAUGUCCUAAAC